CUCUCCAUCCUCCCUGUCCUCUGCUUUCUCUCUCUAUGUCUGCUGCUUUCACUACAUUUUCUUUUUCUCUUUCUCUCUGGCUUGUCCAGGAUAGAUUUUUUUGUGAACCUUUUUUUCAAUCCUCCGCUGUUUGGCCUGUUCAAGAAGGCCGCUUGGAAGCUUAGUACAUUUCUGCUCUUUUCUUUUUCUAUCAUCAGCCUCUUCACAUUUUUCUAUGAGGCUCUAGCAUCCGUUUUUUAACAGGGAAAGAAAAUGCCACGUUCCUUUUUGGUGAAGCAGCCGAAGGUUCACGAUUUCUCAUCUUCCAACUACUACCAUCAGCAGCAGCAGCACUGGGACGACUCUUAUACUGUGACACAUGCCAUCACAGACUCGGCCACUAACUUGGCGGUGCGUUUGAGUGGAAAUGGCUACAUCCACGAUUACAUCAUCCCCUCAGUGUUGCAAAGCACAAAGGAGCCAGGUCAUGAGCAGACCGGGCUCUCCUCAGUGCCCCUGUACUCCCCAGGUGGCAGUGGCGGGGAAGACUUCUCUGACCACGACAUGGAGCAUCCGGACAGUCCCGUCUCCUGUGGCACAGUGGAGUCAGACAGUAGCGGCCCUGAGUUGGAGGCGUGCGGUAUCAACACCUUCCUCGUCUCUGAUGGCCGCUCCCGCAGGAGGCCAGACCAGAGGUGUCCCUGCAAGGGAGGCAGCCAAUCGGACAGCAGCGAGGGUGUCAGCUCAGCAGACUGCAGCCCCACAAAAGGGAAAUCCAAAGGGCGCCACAUGUGCGGGGAGUGUGGCAAGUCUUACGCCACAUCUUCCAAUCUGAGCAGACACAAGCAGACUCACCGAAGCCUGGACAGCCAGCAGGCAAGGAAGUGUCCAAGCUGCCAUAAGAAGUACGUGUCCAUGCCGGCGCUGGCCAUGCACAUGCUGACGCAUGACCUGAAGCACGAGUGCACGGUGUGUGGCAAAGCCUUCAGUCGACCCUGGCUCCUGCAAGGCCACAUGAGGUCCCACACCGGGGAGAAACCAUUUGCCUGCGCCCACUGUGGCAAAGCCUUUGCCGACCGCUCCAACCUGCGAGCCCACAUGCAGACGCACUCGGCCUUCAAGCACUACUCCUGCAAACGCUGCCACAAAAGCUUCGCACUCAAGUCCUACCUGAACAAGCACUAUGAGUCCGCCUGCUUCAAAGGGCUCCAACCAGAGGACGACUGCAGCUCUGAGGACUGAUAGGAAAAUAUUAUUUUUCAUUUCUAUUUAUACACUUUUUAAUAGUCAUACAACAAAGUCAGAGAAAAGCUAGACAUUUCUCAGGCUUGUCACAUGCAUGCAUCCCAAUCCUGCCUUUUGAUAAAAGCAAUAACCUCCCUAAAUAAAUUAUUCAGGAAUUAUGUAUGAAAAUAAUCAAAAUCUCAGUGUUGAUCACAAAUAUAAAAUAUUUUAUAUUGUUUUUUUAUAAAUUGAAUUGCAAUAAUUUACAUACCAGUAUUAUUUUAUAUGCCAACUAGCUCUUAAUUUACCUCAAACAUAUCUUAUUCGUUAAAAAAAUUAUUUGUGUAUUUAUUAAUUAAUAAUUAAUUUAU
Molecule: messenger RNA, 1574 nt
Organism: Cottoperca gobio
Lineage: Eukaryota; Metazoa; Chordata; Actinopteri; Perciformes; Bovichtidae
Product: transcriptional repressor scratch 2-like
Exons: 2
Coding region: 253-1221 (322 amino acids)
Biological process (GO): regulation of DNA-templated transcription
Molecular function (GO): DNA-binding transcription factor activity, RNA polymerase II-specific; RNA polymerase II cis-regulatory region sequence-specific DNA binding
Source: RefSeq, a predicted model, not a curated record